Messenger RNA from Corylus avellana, 1749 nucleotides. It is a transcript of the gene MBAC1, whose product is annotated as Mitochondrial substrate carrier family protein. Lineage: Eukaryota; Viridiplantae; Streptophyta; Magnoliopsida; Fagales; Betulaceae. The record is from RefSeq and is a predicted model, not a curated record. Gene Ontology annotation, molecular function: L-ornithine transmembrane transporter activity. Gene Ontology annotation, biological process: mitochondrial L-ornithine transmembrane transport.
GUAAACUUUGUUGUUUAGUUAAUUGUUUCAGCUAGCAAUUCAAACGAAUCAUCCUAUAAGUCAAUUAUAAAUACUGACAAGUUGCCGAAUGAUUAGGGAUAGUAUAUUUUUGCUAUCAAUAAAUCUGUAAUUAACUUCAAUAUUCACUAUGUGAGAUGAUUUCUUUGGUGAUCCAUCAAUAACAAGAGUCCAGAAAGAGGUAUAACCUGAUCUUAAAUUGCUCAUUGCAUGAUGGACCUUGUUAUCUUGCAUGCACUCAACUUUAUAUAAAUAGUUACCUUUUAUCUUACUUUGCACUAAACAGAUUAACCUAGUUAUAUAAGGAUAGUUUGCAGAUUUACCGUUAAGUACUCAUCCCCCUCCAUGGUUGGCCAAGAUGCACCUAUUCUAGCUGUAACUUUCACCUUCUAAAGUUCAACUUAGUUUGGGUCCAACUACACAGGUUGAACCCCAUAAGAAGGUGCAUAAAAGCCUUCAGAUUGCCAGGGAAGUUUGUGGAAUGUCAUAUCUUGCAUUAUGCAGAUUAGAGGACUUUAUAGAGGUGCAACAUCAUCUUUUGUUGGGAUGGCUUUUGAGAGUUCGCUUCUUUUUGGCAUUUAUUCCCAAACAAAGCAGUCACUACAGGGAGGUGUACAAAGUAGUGGCCCACAGCUCCAAGUAAUAAUUCCUUCUGCAGCUUAUAGCGGAGCUCUUAUCAGCUUUGUGUUAUGUCCAUCAGAGCUUGUGAAGUGUAGGAUGCAAGUUCAAGGCACCGACUCUUUGGUUCCAAGGUCAAGGAGAUACAGUAGUCCCCUUGAUUGCGCCCUUAAAGCCGUAAAAACAGAAGGGGUUACGGGCAUUUUUCGUGGAGGUUUUACAACAUUGCUAAGAGAAACUAUUGGCAAUGCAGUCUUUUUUAGCGUUUAUGAGUAUGUCCGUUAUUACAUGCAUUCACGACUAAAAGCUGCUUCAUCUGAAAACAGCCACUUGAUUGACGUGGGGAUUGGGAUUGUGAGUGGUGGCCUUGGUGGUGUUGGUUUUUGGACUGCUGUUUUGCCCCUCGAUGUGGCAAAAACCUUAAUUCAGACUACCCCAGAUAAAAGUUCUACAAGAAAUCCUUUUCAAAUCUUGAGCUCGAUUUACAGGAGGGCUGGAGUUAAAGGAUGCUAUACAGGUCUUGGUCCUACCAUAGUUCGGGCUUUUCCUGCCAAUGCAGCAGCAAUCGUUACUUGGGAGCUAGCUAUGAAACUUUUAGGCAUCAGGCAUGACUGAGGACGGCGUUUUGUUCUUCAAUUACCAAAUGCUUUAAUUUUCUCUCCCGGCCCAUUACCUACAGCACAUCCACUCGUUUCUGCUUGCCAAGAUUUCAUCCAGAAAGUUAUUGACACGGUCUGACCUGGGAGUGCUGAUAUUUCACUUGAUUUUUUGGAAAUGAAGCUCCAACAUCUUAUUUGAUAGUCCAUUAAUUAGCAGGAUGGACUGACAAAAGUGAUUUCUUUUGAAUCAUUGUGAUUUUUCUUUUAAGAGCCUCUUCGCCGCUGCUUCGCCCCUUUUUCCAUUGUAGGGUGGUUGCAAGAUUGACUUAAUAGAGUCGUUGAAGAUGAUGCUCAUGCAUUUCAGUUUAAGUUAGGUGAGCUUGAGCUUUGUAAAAUUUUCAAGACUGAUUGUAAUGCUCGUUAGCUUGCAACAUUUUUUAAGUGCUGGACAAGUCUGCUCAGGAAAUAUAAAUUGUUACCUCUAUGAAUGAUUAUGAUGAUAUCUCAAAUUGAA